Phytomonas sp. Hart1 is the source of this 713-nucleotide messenger RNA. The record is from the annotation of a GenBank genome assembly. NCBI's taxonomy places the organism in Eukaryota, Euglenozoa, Kinetoplastea, Trypanosomatida, Trypanosomatidae.
GUUUAUAAAACAAAAUAUUUUAAAGUACUUUUCCUUUUUAGAUCUACAAAAGAUAAAUAGGAUAAUUUACAGACUAGAAACAAAAAAAACUAAGGGCUUGUUUACAGAGACCCUGAAUGUCAAACACCAAUGCUUCUAAACGGUACAAAAUCGUACUCUUGGGUGAGAGUGGAGUGGGUAAAUCUUCGCUUGCGGAGCGGCUUGUAAAACAGAAGUGGAGUGAGACCCUCAAUAGUACGGUGGGAGCUUCUUUCUUCCGGUACCCAUGCCGUGUUGGCGACGUUGAUGUUUGCCUUGAAAUAUGGGAUACGGCAGGUCAAGAGCGGUAUAGAAGCCUAGCAUCGAUGUACUACCGUGGAGCUGCCGCGGCGCUCGUGGUGUAUGACAUCAUUUCACACGAUACUUUUGAGUGUGCCCUUAAUUGGGUACGAGAGCUGUCGACAAACUCGCCCGAGACUAUUAUAACGUUAGUAGGGAAUAAAAAUGACUUAGAGGAGAGCCGAUGUGUAAGCACCGAAGAGUGCCAACGGUACGCAACCGAGGUAGGAGUGUUUUCCAUCGAAACCAGCGCAAAAAGUGGGAAUGGUGUGCAGGAGAUGUUUGACAACAUCGCCAAAACUUUGGUAGAGGCUAAAAAUCCAAACAGCGUCCGAGAGAGUCGUGUGAUUGUUCCAGAGCAAAGACCAGCUCAACAGUUUAACUGCUGUAAUUAG